CUGACGGGCGUACGUCUUUUUCAUCUGUGCAAAUAAGAAAGAAAAGUCAAAAAACUGUGUGUUGGCUCGAUUUAGGCAAAUAUUCAUAUUAUCACGUAAUUAUACAUUAUAAUGAGACCUACAUCAAACAAAGAGUCAUGAAAUUAGUUGAAAUAUAUAAAUAAAUCUAGGCAAUAUAGUUAAACCGUAAAGUUUCUUUGUCAAACGUCUAUUGGAUCGCCAUGAGAAUUAGCCUGAAAUAGUUAAAAAAUUUGUAUGGAUAUUUUGAAAAUGGAGGUGAGGGAGGCAGGAGAUGGGGCUGCGGCUGGUGAAUUUGAACAGGUGCCUUCGAAAAGAUACAGCUGGGCGGAAGUCCGACAGGCCGUCCAUGAUCUAAGAAAAGAGUUGUCUUCGCUGUCAACCAUGGUGCCCAUGGCGAUCUCCUUUCGAAAAUUAAGUAAUGGCAAAACAAGAGUGUAUUUUUUGAGAACUCCUCACAACGGCUGGGAAAUUACUCUUCUAUAUACUGAUAUCACCCAUUCUUCACAACCCAAUAACACCAGAUUAGAUUGGAAGCCAUUAAUCGAGUCAAACAUAGCGCUCGGUGUAACUUCCGGCAAGUGGUCACGGGAAGAACAAUUGUUGUGGGAGAGACAGCGCGUUGCUGCUUGGGGUAUUGCAUCUUAUGAAUUACAUCAGCCGACUGGCCGUGUACUCUUUCCUUGUGCAUCUUCUUUGUUUGUAGCGGAAGAAGGAACUAAUCAGUCACCACCACUUGUCCCACGCUCGCUGAGCACUGGCGGAGGCGCAGCCCUAACACCAGCGAUGUGCCCCCGCGCACCUUCUCUCGUAGCGCACGCAGCCCGGGGUGACAUCUGGUUAGCGGGCGGAGGCCUACAGAGACCGACACGUCUCACUUACGCUUGUAAAGGUCAUGAGCCUGAUAGAUUAGCGGAUGACCCCAAACAAGCUGGUGUACCAUGUUACGUCACUCAGGAGGAGUUCUCAAGGUACACAGGCUUCUGGUGGCAGCCCAAAUGUAAUGAUGAUGUAUUCAGGAUAGUUUAUGAGGAAGUUGAUGAGAGCGAGGUGAAGAUAUUCAGUUUCCCUUCAUCACAAAGUGUCAGCGGUGAAGUUGAAGAGUUUAGAUUCCCUCGAGCUGGUACACCAAAUGCCAAGUCUACCCUCAAGCUGGUGACCUUCAGACUGCAGAAGACAACACCUACCACAGUACUAGAUUACUACCAAGAGGGCGCUGCUGAGACACACUCAUCAGCGGAUAGUAUUAGUGAUUGUAUGGAGGCGACUGACAUCCGAUGGUACGAAAUGCGACAGCCGUUGAAAGAAGUCUUCCCCUGGUUUGAAUAUCUCGCCAGGGUCGGUUGGACUCCAUGCGGGAACUUCGUGUGGGUCCAACUUCUGGAUAGAGAGCAGCAGCGUCUGGAGCUGGUGCUGAUACCAUUGAGUGAGUUCAGCUGUCCCACAGGAUAUGAAGGCGCUGAUGUAUCUCACAUGCCUUCUGGAUAUGGAAAUGAGGAUAGGAGGGAGCAACAAAUCCAAGUAUUAAUAUCGGAGACAGCACCUGACGCUUGGAUCAAUGUCCACGACAUCCUUUACUUCCUGCCCAGUGCUGAUGAUCAGAUCAGCUUCAUCUGGGCUUCAGAGGAGACUGGCUACCUUCAUCUUUACAUGGUCACCUGCGCCCUGCAACUCACCGCCACGGAAAGAACACGAUCGGUGAUUGAAAUGAUAACGGAUGAUGAGUCGAAUGCUGUGGGACCUAAUAUCAUCAGUAAAGAGGCCAUCACCAGCGGUGAAUGGGAGGUGAUGGAUAGGAAGAUUUGGGUAGAUGAAGGUCGGCAAUUGGUGUACUUUGUGGGACUUAAGGAGACGCCCCUGGAGCGACAUUUAUAUGUCGCCCCCCUCCGCCCCGCAGCACCCCUCACCCUGCUGACCAGCCCCGGACACUCACACACAGUGGAUAUUGAUGAUGAAUGUACAACAGCUGUUAUAACGACAUCCAACAUAAGUAGUGUUCCGAGCACACGCGUCUACCGCAUCGCCCACACGGACCACACCACGCUCCUCGUGCAGGGGACACUCAUGGAGAAGAUCACAUGCGAUUCAUCAUCAGACAGUCGCAGCUUCAACGGCACCUGGGACAGUCGUGGUGAUGGAGACGAGGACGGUGAUAGUACGAUAUUAGUCAGAGAGCGUAGUCUGAGCGGUGUGAAUGUACCUCCGCCACAAAUUCUGCAGACCCGUCUGUCAUGUGGCGCACCUGCGUAUUGUACGCUGUGGCGCUGCGCACGCGCAGGUCGGAGUCCCACAGUACUGCAUGUGUAUGGAGGACCUGAAGUACAGACUGUCACUAAUAGCUACAAGGGUAUCCGACAGUUACGCAUGCAUAUGCUGGCUGCUCGAGGCUUCAAUGUGGUGUCUGUCGACUCCAGAGGGUCGAAGCAUCGCGGACGUGCAUGGGAAGCUGCUAUACGUGGCAAGAUGGGACAAGUUGAACUUGAUGACCAGGUUGAAGUGUUACAAUGGCUGGCUAAAGAGACCGGCUGUAUAGAUAUGGAAAGGGUUGCCAUACAUGGAUGGAGUUACGGUGGUUACCUAUCUCUGUUAGGUUUGGCGACACGUCCUAACAUCUUCAAGGUGUGUGUAGCGGGUGCUCCGGUGACGAGCUGGCGGCUCUACGACACGGCGUACACGGAGCGCUACAUGGGGCUCCCCGCUCGGGCUCCGCACGCGUACAGCAGAGCCAGCGUUCUGGCACAUGCACCUUUCUUCCCUGAACGUGAAGGCAGACUACUCAUCAUCCACGGUUUAGCUGACGAGAAUGUACACUUCUGUCAUACUGCGGCGCUGCUUGCUGAACUCGUGCGUCUGGGCAAGCCUCAUCGUGUGCAAGUGUACCCAGGGGAGAGACAUUCUCUACGCUCGAUGCACGCUGCAAAACACUACGAGGCGACGUUACUGCACUUCCUGCACGAGAAUCUAUAAACAUGCAAAUAAUGCCCACGAGUAAAUGAAUUUGUUACUGCUAAA
Messenger RNA from Papilio xuthus (Asian swallowtail), 3030 nucleotides. Its product is annotated as dipeptidyl peptidase 9. Lineage: Eukaryota; Metazoa; Arthropoda; Insecta; Lepidoptera; Papilionidae. The record is from RefSeq and is a predicted model, not a curated record. Gene Ontology annotation, molecular function: dipeptidyl-peptidase activity; serine-type peptidase activity. The transcript has 19 exons. Gene Ontology annotation, biological process: proteolysis. The coding region runs from base 256 to 2985 and encodes 909 amino acids.